Marmota monax (woodchuck) is the source of this 2990-nucleotide messenger RNA. It is a transcript of the gene Abcb6, whose product is annotated as ATP binding cassette subfamily B member 6 (Langereis blood group). The transcript is spliced from 19 exons. The record is from RefSeq and is a predicted model, not a curated record. Bases 292 to 2823 code for a protein of 843 amino acids. Gene Ontology annotation, cellular component: membrane. NCBI's taxonomy places the organism in Eukaryota, Metazoa, Chordata, Mammalia, Rodentia, Sciuridae. Gene Ontology annotation, molecular function: ABC-type heme transporter activity; heme binding; ATP binding. Gene Ontology annotation, biological process: heme transport; transmembrane transport.
UGGGUUUUCUGUGCGCCAGCACUUGGCCGGAGGGUCCUGGACUGCGGGCGGAGGGAGCACGGGCGGAGGCGGCGUACGUGCCCUGCGUGAGUGCGUGGUGGCGGCGCGUGCGCGAAGCGAGUGGGCGGUGUGGCAGGGUCCAUGUGCGUCCAUUCCCCAGACCCCCGUAGCUUGGCUCCGUUUGACUCCAUGACCCCAAGACACCCCGGCGUCCGUGCCUCUCCCUGAGCGGCCAGUCCGGUUCUCCGGUCCCACAGUGCUUGCAGGUUCGACCAGCAGCCACAUAUUGUCAUGAUGAUUGUGGGCAACUACUGUGAAGCCGAAGGGCCCGUGGGUCCGACCUGGACUCAGGGGGGCCUGAGUCCCUGCUUCUUCUUCACGCUCGUGUCCUCGACGCUGAUGGCCCUUGGGACUCUGGCCUUGGUGCUGGCUCUUCCCUGCAAGCGUCGGGAGCGACUCGUUAGCGCGGACGCUUUGUCUUGGGGGACUGGUCCCCACAUCGUUCCUUACGGGCUGCAGCUGCUUCUGGCCACACUUCAGGUGGCACUGCCAUUGGCUGGCCUGGUUGGCCGGGUGGGCACCGCCCGGGGGGCCCGGCUACCAGGCUACCUGCUGCUGGCUUCUGUGCUGGAGAGUCUGGCCAGUGCCUUUGGCCUGUGGCUGCUUGUGAAGGAACGGAGCCAGGCACGGCAGAGUCUCGCAAUGGGCGUCUGGAUCAAGUUCAGGCACAGUCCUGCUCUCCUGCUUCUCUGGACGGUGGCGUUUGCAGCUGAGAACUUGGCCCUUGUGUCUUGGAACAACCCGCAGUGGUGGUGGGCAAGGGCAGACCAGGGUCAGCAGGUUCAGUUUGGUCUGUGGGUCCUGAGAUAUGUGGUUUCUGGAGGGCUGUUUGUCCUGGGGCUCUGGGCCCCUGGACUUCGUCCCCAGUCCUACACCUUGCAGGUUAUUGAAGAAGACCAAGAUGUAGAAAGGAACCAGGCUGGAUCGACAGAACAACAGUCUACUUGGCGAGACCUUGGCAGGAAGCUUCGCCUGUUGAGUGGCUACCUAUGGCCUAAGGGGAGUCCAGCUCUGCAGCUGGUUGUACUCAUCUGUCUGGGGCUCAUGGGCUUGGACCGAGCACUCAAUGUGUUGGUCCCCAUCUUCUAUAGAGACAUUGUGAACUUGCUGACUAAGAAUGCCCCUUGGAGUUCCCUGGCCUGGACUGUUACCACCUAUGUCUUCCUCAAGUUCCUCCAGGGUGGUGGCACUGGCAGUACAGGCUUUGUGAGCAACCUGCGCACGUUCCUGUGGAUCCGGGUGCAGCAGUUCACAUCGCGUCGUGUGGAGCUACGCCUCUUCUCCCACUUGCACGAGUUAUCACUGCGUUGGCACCUGAGUCGCCGCACUGGGGAGGUGCUGAGGAUUGUUGACCGGGGCACAUCCAGUGUCACAGGGUUGCUCAGCUACCUGGUGUUCAACAUCAUCCCCACGCUGGCUGACAUCAUCAUUGGCAUCAUCUACUUCAGCAUGUUCUUCAAUGCCUGGUUUGGCCUCAUUGUGUUUCUGUGCAUGAGUCUUUACCUCAUCCUGACUAUCGUGGUCACUGAGUGGAGAACUAAGUUUCGCCGUGCCAUGAACACACAGGAAAAUGCCACGCGGGCACGAGCAGUGGACUCUCUGCUAAACUUCGAGACAGUGAAGUACUACAACGCUGAGGGUUAUGAAGUGGAGCGCUACCAAGAGGCCAUCAUAAAGUAUCAGGGUUUGGAGUGGAAGUCAAGCGCUUCACUGGUUUUUCUGAAUCAGACCCAGAACUUGGUUAUUGGACUUGGUCUCCUUGCUGGCUCCCUCCUUUGUGCAUACUUUGUCAGUGAGCAGAAGCUACAGGUUGGGGACUUUGUGCUCUUUGGCACUUACAUCAUCCAACUAUACAUGCCCCUCAACUGGUUUGGCACCUAUUACAGGAUGAUCCAGACCAACUUCAUUGACAUGGAGAACAUGUUUGACCUGCUGAAAGAGGAGACAGAAGUGAAGGACCUUCCUGGAGCAGGGCCCCUUCACUUUCAAAAGGGCCAGAUUGAGUUUGAGAAUGUGCACUUCAGCUAUGCUAAUGGGCGGGAGACCCUGCAGGACGUGUCCUUCACUGUGAUGCCUGGACAGACACUGGCCCUGGUGGGCCCAUCUGGGGCAGGGAAGAGCACAAUUUUGCGCCUUCUGUUUCGUUUCUAUGACAUUAAUUCUGGCUGUAUCCGAAUAGAUGGGCAGGACAUUUCACAGGUGACCCAGACCUCUCUCCGAUCCCACAUUGGAGUUGUGCCCCAGGAUACUGUCCUCUUCAAUGACACUAUUGCCAACAAUAUCCGUUAUGGCCGUGUCACAGCAGAGAACAACGAGGUAGAAGCUGCCGCACAGGCUGCAGGCAUCCAUGAUGCUAUCAUGACAUUCCCUGAAGGGUACGAGACCCAGGUGGGUGAGCGGGGACUGAAGCUAAGCGGUGGGGAGAAGCAGCGAGUUGCCAUUGCUCGCACCAUUCUCAAAGCUCCAGACAUCAUUCUGCUGGAUGAGGCAACUUCAGCCCUGGAUACGUCUAAUGAGAGGGCCAUCCAGGCUUCUCUGGCCAAAGUAUGCGCCAACCGCACCACCAUCGUGGUGGCACACAGGCUUUCCACUGUGGUCAAUGCUGAUCAGAUCCUUGUCAUUAAAGAUGGCUGCAUCGUGGAGAGAGGACGGCAUGAGGCACUAUUGUCCCGAGGCGGGGUAUAUGCUGAUAUGUGGCAGCUGCAGCAACAGGGACAAGAAGAAGCCUCUGAAGACACUAAGCCCCAGACCAUGGCACAGUGACAAAAGUUGUGGUUUCUUCCCUCUCACACACUAACUCAGGGGAAUAAGAUGUGUCCCUUUUCCCUGGCUUAUUUCAUCCUGGUCAGGGGUUUGGUGCUAGCUGUUAUGAGGGAAAGGGGCCUUUUAGAAAAGCACUUUUUGGGAAAAUAAAUGUGUGGCAUGUGCGA